Molecule: messenger RNA, 19290 nt
Organism: Anopheles moucheti
Lineage: Eukaryota; Metazoa; Arthropoda; Insecta; Diptera; Culicidae
Gene: Svil
Biological process (GO): actin filament severing; barbed-end actin filament capping; cytoskeleton organization
Cellular component (GO): actin cytoskeleton; cytoplasm
Molecular function (GO): actin filament binding; phosphatidylinositol-4,5-bisphosphate binding
Source: RefSeq, a predicted model, not a curated record
AUGGCACACGAUCGUGAGUUUUUCACUCCGGCCGAUGACGGUCCGGGCGUCGGGAUGAACGGGGUGCAGGUUUCUGGGGGAGGUGUUAAAAUGUGCCGGACGAAAUCGACGAACAUUUCGAAUCCCUCGGUCCGGGAACGGGUGUUUUUCGAAGUGUGCGAAGCAUUGUUUACGGGCGUAUGCGGCUGCGAAGACGUGCUUGCGUCACCCGAUACGGGCGGUUCGCGUCUUUGCGCCCAGAAGCGCCUUGGUCCAAUUUCUGACACUGCGUUUGGCAGCGGCGAGCGGUGCGCCGUCGGUCGCGGAACUCCAACGCAAAACACUGUUCAGACGGCAUCCCCGUGGAGGCCACAGUUACCGCUGCCAAAGGACAUAACGGCUCAUGUGCAGCAGCAGCAAAAGCAACAGGCGAUGGAGAAGGCAACCCCAGCGACACACAAAUCGAAGGACGGCAAGGACAAGAAAUGGUCCCUAGGCAGCUUGUUUCGCAAGAAGAAGAAGGACAUUGAGACGGACUCGAGCUCGGAGGAGGACCGGAAGGCUGGGUUUGUGCCGGUCAAAGGACAGGGCACGCUCAAUGGCAAGCGGAAGAAGCGUUCCAGUCGUAUGGUCGGUGCUGGGUUCGAUCACAUCGUUAUUAGUCCACCGCAACCACAUCAGCAGCACAUUACCGCACACCAUCACUUACAUCCGCAGCAGCAGCAGCAGCAAACGUCCCAGAACCAGUACGGGUUUCGAGAAGGUGACAUUAACUCGAUCGAAAGGUACACCGCCUCGAAUGGAUCGCUUGAUCGGCGUGGAAGGAAGACGGAUCGGUCGAGCAGACACUCGAAGGAGCGCCAGUCGUCGAGCGAUGAAGAAUCGCACCGAUCGUCGUCGAUGUCGCGCUUCCGGAGCGAUGACAGUCUGGGUAACCACAGCGCCGGUUCGCACCGGAAAUCGCGAACCGCACGCACCGAGCGCUACCUGAAGCGCAUGUCACGCGAUGACGGUGGCAGCCCACAGGGAGCAGUUGUACCAGGGCCAGCUGUUAGUCGAUGGCAUACGCAACCCAUUUCGCCCAGCAUGGUACACGGUGGCAGUGUCCAGUCGAUGGACGUCACAUACCGACGACAUGCGCAUCAUUAUCCGCAUCAUCACCAUCAGCACCAGCAGCAGGCGGCAAAUAUGCAUCUACGCAACUCGGCCAGCCUAACCAACGUUCCGCAUCACAUUUACCAGUCGAACUCGCCGAGCUAUGCACACCAGAUGGCCUAUUCGGGAGCACCACAGUCCCAGGGUGGCAACCCGCAGGCGGUAACUUAUGAAAACAGCUUCUACAUACAGAGCAAGGCAAGCUCGAUGCGUGAUGCGAUACGCAGUCCACCACCGAUUCCACCGCGCAAUCCGCAGCGCAGACUCACGAUAGGACAUACGAAUGAGGCACGACCUGUGUCGUAUGCAUUCGACCGAUACCAUCAAGCGCCGGGUACGGGCAAUGUGUGGCAAACCAAUGGGCGGUGCAACAGUGAGGAUCGUCUGUGGGGUCCCAUGCAACCAGUGCAACGUACACCACCCUGUACGGGAUUCCCUAGCACACACACGAUAACGCCACCUCGGGCCACCUCUGUGCAGCCGGCGGAGGUCCAACAGCAACAGCACCGACAGCGUUACAUUUCGCGACAACAACAACCACCGGUUAAUACCAUACAGCCGCCAAGUACACCGCCCUCUAGCGUGGCGUACCACCACCAUCAGCAUCAUCAGCAGCAACAGAACUAUCACGCAACACUUCCAGCAUCACCGCCCCAGCACUCGGUGGAAUAUCGCUACGUUACGGAUGUAACGCCUCGAUCGCGUAAACCAAUCCAGAUACAAGACCGUACGUUCGAACCGUACGAGCCGAAGCUACCCGAACCCGCACCGACGGGAAGUGAAUCUUCACUGGCCUACACCAGCACACCGACACCGACCGGCGGUGGCCGUGUCGGUUCCUCAUCACGUUCGCUGCGUGCCGACAGUUCAGAUUCGGUCGGUGGCGGGUCUCGCACUCCUCAACAGUCUGCCUCUGCGUUUUGGCGUCGGAUCGAGGAGGAACAGCAGAGCGGUUCCCCGGCACGUCGAGGCCGUGCUACGGAACGCCGACCGGGCGUGGCUGGAACGGCCGUUUCAUCACGCUCCGUAUCUACUUCGCGAGCACUGGAAAUAAUGAACCGCCGUAAUCAGGAGCUGACGCGAGAGCUGGACAGCUUGUUGGACGAUAAACAGGCGAAGAAUGUGGACGGUGAGGCGGAAAACAUUGUCAGCGGCAGGUUGUACCUACGGCAGACUGCUGAAAAUGCGUCCAGAGCCAAAUCUAAUGAAAAGCUGUACGAGGUCAAGGUGAAACCUGCAGCACCAGAAACAGGCGGACCAAACAGGUACGAGGAACACGUGGCCAAAACUGUUGCCCAAGGUGCUACAGCACACGGGUCUCACGGGUAUCGGCGUUACGGCGAUGAACACCAGCAGCAACAGCAGCAGCAGCAUCACCAUCAACAACCACCGGCACCACCGAUGCGAACUAUUUCGAAACGAAACUCAUGCUCGGAGGAAGAACUGGCACGCAAGCGCAAAUCGGCGAAUCUCGAGGAGGCGAUCAACGAGCUGGAAGCGAUUUACAAGAGUCUCAAGCUGAGUGAUGAGGAUCUGUUGGAGCGUGCGGAGCGAAGGGAUCUUCCGACACCGACUGGCUUCAGUCAACGGGCGCGUCACUAUCGCUACGAGGCCGACAUCGAUGAGGACCGUGCAAAGGCGGAGCCCGAUUUACAGCUGGAUGAUCUUAGCUACCGCAGCAUUAAGAGGGCGAAUAGCUCUAUCAAAGCGCCAGACACACAGCCUCCGUUCGGUAUUCCGGUUGGUCCGAUUCCACCUUCUCCCAGCACGGACUAUCUGACGGUACAGGCACCGGUGAAGCAUACCAAACCACGCUUCCAACCACAGCGCUCUCCCGAUCUAGUUGCAGAUGAUCUUGCCUUCCGGCAGUUGCGCAAGGACAAAGAUCUGCUGGCCUGCAUUGAUCGCGCCAGCGUUCGUCACCAGCCAACGCAGAGUGGCAAUACGAGCAGCGGCUCGGAUGACUCGCGGCAGAAACGAUCCACCGGUUCGCUGUCCUCCAACAUUUACAGCCAGAUACAGCGCGACGCUGCCAAACCAUCCGGAGGUAAUCUGGAGGACUAUUAUAAAAUUGAGCUGUACGCCAAGAGUCUACGGGAAGCAACCACACCGGGUCGCGAAGUGACUCCAAAACCGAAAGACGUUUCCCCUGCGAAGGAAAAGAUGGUUCCAGCACGGCCGAAGAGUGGAACGACACCGCCGAAAGAAAAUCGGGGUGCGGUAUUUAAUCUGCCGUCAACGCUGAAAUCGAGCUCUUCCAGCAGUCCACCCAAGAGCCCCGGCGUGACGGAGGGAAGCAGCACGGCAUCGACACCUACCCCACGACCCAGAUCGGGAACGGAGCCCGUAAUCGUAGGCGCGAAGCAUAAGGCGGAAUUUGAGGAGAUCCUGAACGCGAUCGCACUGGAGGCACAGUCUACGAGUGAAAAGCUGGGAGCGGACCUGGCAGAGCUUCGUAAGGAAACUCAAUCCGUGUCGAGUGGUACGAGCCCGGAGGUGAAGACGGCAGGAGCUCGCACCAUUUCCAAGACAAUCGCGCCAACAAACAAAGCGUCUGGCGUUGUUGUUGCUACUGCAACACCAGCAAAGUCAGAACUGAGCACUACUCCGAAAGAAAUAGACGAGGUUGCUGAAGCGGCUAAGUACUGCGAGCGAAUGUUGCGAAAUGUUAUUCAAGAGGGGCCUAAGAAGGAGACAACAAAAAUGUCCGUCGCUGCAGUCGAAACGGAUAAACCGAAGAACGUGGAACCGAGUCCAGUUGAGCAUGUUGUUGCGAAAAUAGCUGUUACAACGUCAUGUCCUACGAUUGUGGAACCGUCUGCAUCGAACGAAACGUUGGUACUGGGUGGUCUUAUUCAACAGCUGACACCGACGGGAAGUUUCGAGGCGCUCAGCAAACGUUGCCAAGAACAGCUCAGUGAGCUGGAAGCGGAAGAUGAACAGCGGGAUGAGCGCGUCAAGUCAUCGAUCGAACGCGACUACGAUAAUCUGGUUGAAAGUAUCAAACCGUUCGAGUCGGACACGGAUAAAAAGUCCACCGAGGAAGAGAUCGAUCUCAUCAUGAAGGAGUGCGGAAUCGAGCUGGAAUCCAACGCUGCUCAAAUGGUAGCCGCCAGUGCGCAAACCGAGUUGAGUGAUCGCGUUUCCGAACCGAAAUCCUCCAGCGAGACCGAACCAUUUCCGAAGUCCUCCUCCCAGAGCGUUGGUCCUAAGUCUAUCGCAAGUGAAACACAGCGAGGACAGCGGGGCUCGAGUAGCUCUCCGUCCAGUGAGGGAAGAACGAGACCGUCCCGAUCGCCACCCGUGUCAUCCGUACGGUUGACACCAUCCGACACCGAAUCGCAGUACAACUCGUCCGAAGAGCUCGCCAUGAUCUUCGGCAUCAAGAGCCCAACACCGACAGAAAAUAAACCGUUCGUGAAUAGUGCUAUCCAUGAGUUGGAGAAAAAGCUCUCAUCCGCCACUGCCAAACUAAGCUGCCAACAGCAAUCAGAAUCUAAUUAUCAGCAACAGCAUCAUCAGUUCACUGCAUCGUCGUAUCCACCCAUUCAUCAGCAACAGUAUCAGGGUCAACAGGAGCAGCUACACUACACUACACAUCUUGCGCCGCCCCACUAUCAUCCGCUCGGACCGACUCAACCGUACUACGAGGAACCAUCCCAUCGUAUGCCGGUAGAGGAAAGCAAAUUUUACAUUACAAACAACGCGAAUAGCCUAACGCAGCAACAGGCACCUACGUCCAACGAAUGCUCCGGUCUGCACGCAAUCCUGCAAGUGAUACGUGCCGAACAGCAGCAACAGGAGCAGGAGCAGCAGCAGCAGCAGCAGCAAGAAAAGCAACAGGUUCGAAAGGAGCCAAACGUAUCGAAACAUUGUGAUCUCUACAUCGCUACUGCCACCACAACCUGCAGCCCUCCGAGUAGGGCACCGCCAGUGUCAAACCAAACGACGCUACCACCGGCUUCUUCCAACACUAGCGCACCAAAGUUCAGUGCGGUCAAUUUCCGGCGCGUCCAACGGCAUCCACCGGUGUCAUUCCCGAAGCGACCGCUAGUAACGCAGCGUUCGCUCGGUUCACCCCCAUCGGUAAACGUCGGCUCGAGCUACUCACCGUCCGGUUCGGCAGGCAGCAUCGCGUUUGCCGCGGCGUCGAUAGCAAACGGGCAACAGCAGCAGCCGCAGCAGCAGCAACAGCACCAACCUCCGCGACGUCGCCAUAACGGCUCGCGAAGGCAUGAGGCCUUCGUCAAGACGCGUUCCAAAACGAUAUCGGACUUUUUCGGGCCCGAGUCAACCCCGGUCAGCCGAUUGCUAAACAUAAUAUGUCAAGAGAAGGAAGCGGAAAGGGUAGCAGCGCACAUCAUGAACCAGCAGCAGAGUUCUCGCACGGCGAUCGCGGCCAAAUCGUCCGCGAGCGCCACGUCUAGUCACGGUGCGGCUAGGGCGCAUCCGGUCCGGCCACCGCCCGCCACCAGUAGUCAAUCUGCCACAAUAACCGCUGGGGUGCGUUGGCGUAAGGAAAACAUUGUACCGAGCGUGGGGGCCAACUCUGGCUCGGACACGGGCAGCAGUGGAAGCGCCGGCAUAGCACCGGUGCUGGUCGACCCGGCCUUUGCCGCCAAGGAUAUAGAUAGGAUAGCGAAAUACAAAGCCGAUAGACGUAAAGCCAUUUACUUAAGAAACAAUGUCCACGAGAAUGAAAAUGAAAGACUGGAACCUAGCAAAAGAUCAUCAUCUAGAACACCGAAUACUCUUCCAUCAAGUGCAAUUCUUAGCAAACAGCAGCAGUCAUUGUUACCACCAUCAUCCAAACCGACCACAGUAUCCGGCACCAUCAAACGUCCACAUUCGGCCGGGCUUACAUCCUCCACGAAAGCUACACCAUCCGUUAGUAAUGGAACCGGUGCGGGGCUGGCCAAACCAGUACCCACACGACCGGUAGCAGCAGGUACGCGCGACCGGAAUGCCAGCAGCAACCGAUCCGGGGACGAGAAGCAUGGCAACGUCACGUCUCCCGUACAUUUGGGUGCUAGCACCACAGUCACGAAACAAAUACGAACGACCCGUUCGUCUCGUUUGCGUGCCGCGGCAGCUCACGACAAGGAACGAUCACCAUCUGCGAGCGCUGUCAAAUCUGUGGCCGGAUCGAUGACAUCGUCCACGGGCGGCAUCGCAGGCGAGGAUCAUCCACGAAUCCAGCAACCUCAGCUAGAGCGAUCUCAGCGUGCUGUGUUUCAUCGAACGCCGGCGGCGGGACCAUCCACUAGCCAAGUAACAUCACGAACGGUUGGAACAGCUACGAGAACCACACUAACGAAACAUUCCACCAGCAAUGGACCAUCGGCAGCUGUAACGAGCAGAAGCAGCAAACCAUUGCCAGUUACGGUAGCGAAGAGAGAGCCAGUGGUGAAGAAAAUUCUCCCUACGCCCGCGAAUGCAACAGUAACUGCGGGUGGUGAUGGUGGCAAACGCAUGGUUCCGUCGAUUGCCGUCAACAUGAAACAGAGACUGAAGACCACGACUGAGACAAUUAAGGGCGAGCGUGUGGCGAAAGUGAAAAACGAACCACCUGCAACAAUAACCGCCGCUGCAAAACGAACCAUCCUGGCGAAAACUCCCAACAAUGUUGUUCCCGUGGAACCUCCGGUAGUGGACGUGGUGAAAUCGUUAGUAAACCGCAUGGAGUCCCUAAAUCUGGGGGAUAUGCCAGCGCAAGAGAAACAUUCGCCUACCACUGUAACGCUUCAGCAGGAAGGUUUUUUUGAACGACCGCCACCAGCCAAGAGUGAGGUGCCGGAAACUGAACUAAACACCGCUGACACGCCGCGCAUGCGAACAUCCACAAUGAAACGAUCGCACGCAACACGGCUGCAGGCGAUCACGCUGCCGAAGGACAUUAACGGGCUGAGCCCGGUAAAGGGGGUGCAGCUUGAGACGGCGAAGGAUAAAUCGGCCAAGCGCAAAUCGUUCCUCAAUCGCUCGCAGACAGAAGAACCGGCCGGUGGCGCAAGAUCCACGACGAGUUCCUCAUCCGUGGGACGAUAUCAGCGUCGUAUCAAAAUGCCCCACAGUAGUCCGGACAUGUACUCGUCUAGCAACCGCUCGUCGCCGGUGAAGUCAUCGUCAUCUACCGAGAAAUCUCCAACGAAUUCACCGCGUCCAUCGUGUUCAUCGAAUCGCUCGAGCCCGAAGCAUGGUGUUGUCUCGCCGGAAACGGUCUCGAAAGCCGGUUCCUCGCCUAUACGCAUAUGCUCGCGACUGUCCGGAUAUACGAGCGGUACCUGUACGGUAAACAACAGCCCAUCGCCGUGUUCACAGCCACGAAGUCCUUCACUUUCCUACCACAUGGAGCAAGCGCGUCGGGAACUGGUAGUCUCACCACCGAGAACGAAUCGCUUGUUGAAGAUCGUCACCGAAUCAGCAAGUGUUUCUGACGAAUCGAAGUCUACAGUAAUCAAUCCAUCGUUACCAUUUGACGCUUCAGAAGCAAUUGAUGUGGAACCGAAAGUGGAUGUUGAUGCCGAAGGUGUGUUGUUAGCGGAGCCAGAGGAAGUAGCAGUGGCGCCAAUCGUCCAGGAGGACGUUGACGAAAUAUCGGAGGAACAGUCGUCCUCGAUAGGUCAAUAUUCUAAAUUUAGUCAAAUUUUAAAAUCGCCCACAUUAGAGGUAGCAACAAUUAGUGAUAUGUUGGGUGAUUUAGCAAUCGUUGACCGUAGCAUGGAGGUAGAUUCCCAAGUAAGAAUGGAGGUAGACGAUGAUGAUGCCGAAGAUAUGCAAGUGCCAUUGAUUAUGGAACAACAGGACGAACCAGAGAUCCUUAUCGAGGAUUGCUCAGGGCAGACAGCGGAAGAUGUAGAAGCGGGUCCGUCUGGGCUGUGUGUUGCAACAAAUGGAGCAAAAUACGGCGGCGAAGACGAUGAGGAUGAUGUCGACGAGGAUAGAACUUUCGAGCGCAUUGUAAUAGAGGCGCCUACAAGAGGAUACGUAGCGGUAGUCGAUGUUGGCGAUGAUGAUGAUCAUCAGCAAGAGGAAAUGCGGCCAGCGAAUCGAAUCUUAUUCGACAAUCAGUUUAACGAUGAGUUUGUGGUGAUCGAGAACAGUCCAAAGAGUCAACUGAUCCAAUCGCUCGAUGAAGCAGACAUAAUAGUGCUGCGGGACAACGAUGAUGAGGAAGACUACGGUGAUCGGUUACCAUCGCGUCCGUCGAGUGGUGGUUACCUGGAGAAAAAGAAAAAGCUCGUCAAAAUGAGCUCGGUGGAGCACUUUGAGCGUAAAAGCUUGUCACCGCAGCGCGUGGUCAAAUUGAGUACGUCCUCGUCGUGUAUUUCGCGGGCGAAGAGCAUGGACGAGAGCAGUGCUGUGCUUGGCGGGAGCGGUUCUACCUCGGUUGGGGGAAAUUCCGGCACGUCGGCCAACCAUAUCGUGUCGAUAUUGAAGCGUAAAACCGUCGAGUCGUCGGCGGCCGCCAGUUCAGCUUCGAGCAAUGCGUCGCCGGUAACGUUCUCACCGAGUGUCGUUGAUACACCGAUUCGUUCCAACCGGAAGCAAGGAAUAUUAAAGAAACGCUGCUCGCUGGACGAGAGCCGUUACAGCCGCAGCCAUUCGCCGGAUGAUCGCUCGAUCCUGGUGAAGCACACAAGGCGCAACAGUUUUGAAGAUGGCGCUAGUUCCAACCAGCAACAAGCGCACGGAAUUCUAAAGCAAAAGAGCUACGAAUCGCGGGAGGACGUUUCGGGUACUGGCGCUAGUGGCGGAACCAGUCGCAACUCGUUAGCUAGUUGUUCGGGUAGUGGUGUUGGCAGUGGGCAAGCGAAUGGAAGCAUAUCGCAUGGCAUUUUGAAAAAGAAAAACGACAGCUCUUCGACAUCUACGCCAAGCGAACCACCGAAGCAUGUGUCUAUCUCGCAGGCGGUUAUACUUGCAGCGGCCGAGAUCUGUCAAGAUAUGCUGCUGGUAGAUGAAGAUGAAGCUAGCGCGUACGAUAUCAAACCAAUUUUAAAACCGGACCACCAGGCCCCGGUGACACCGAAACCGAUACUGAAGAAAAAGUACUCCUCCGAGAACGAAGAGAUACGACCGAUUUUGAAGAGUUCGCGCAAGAGCUCUCGGGAGGAGAACUCGGAUUCGGAGGAAAUGAAACGAUCAAUUCUAAAGAUCGAUUCUCCAGCCAAACGAACACGCUGUUACGCCGACCAGCCUGGUACUGGUAGUGUUGAUAUGGUGGGUAGUAUGGGAAGCUCAUGUGAAACUGGCAUCGCUGGGGCUUUGCCGUUGGUACACAGUCGUUCGCUAGAGCACCCGGACUCGGUAGCUGGUGCGGCUAUAGUGCCACAGGUCACAAAUAUCGAAAAACCGAUCAUUUCGGUCGCAGAGCGAAUCCGAAAUAUGGAGAAGUUCCUAUCUGGCGGUAGCGGCGGAAGUAGUCAGUCUUCGUCUGCAAGUUCGUCAGUAACGAAGCAACAAAGCUCCUGCACCUCAGCGAACGCCAUCAGCAGGCGCGAGUCUUUCCGCUACAAAACACAACCGGUCACAUCAACGGAGAUCAACAGUGCACAACAACAACAGCAGCAGCAGCAGCAACAACAGCAGCAUCAACAGGUAUCGUCUUCCGGGUCAUUAUCUCCCGAGUGUGUUGUAGAAGCAAGGGACGUCGGUGAUGAUGUUGUUCGUAGUGAAUCAAAAUCCGUGUCGAAGGAUUUCGCCGAACGCAACCGUGAUGCGCACGUUGCUGAAGAUGAUUGCCUGUUGAACAGUGUGGUGAAGCAGAUUGAAAAUACGACGGGUGCAUCGGCAGAGCCAGUGCCGGAGCGUAGAAUAGCGCCGGAACACAGCUGUUUGCGUAGCUCGCUAGAGUUACUGAUACAGCGGAGCCACUCGGUUGAUCGCAGCGAGCAGAAAUCGUUCCCGUUCACGGCCAGCGUACCGUCCUACGGUGUCGGGUUGGUGGAAGAUCCAAAACCAUCGUCUUCCUCGUUCGAGUUACUCUCCCCAACGCUUGGCACGGCGGAAUCGAAUUCGCACUCCAUCAUUAGUGGAGAGUUCAACCUAGCCUCACUGAGCUCCGACUCGGGCGUACAGUUUGGUGGUGGUCGCGGUGGAACGGAAGAAUUGUCCGGCACGACCGAUUACGUACUGUCGUCCUCGGUGAAAACCAGCGACAGUGAGAAAUCACCUUCGAAGAAAACGAUCGACGACGACGAGGACGAUCUGAACGCGGAUGAAGCGUUGCUCGCCGAGGAACAGCUGUUGGUAGUGCGCGUCGAGGACGAAUCAGACGAAGAACAGCGGCCGGGCAGGGUGAAGGGACGAGGUGUGCUCCUAUCACCUACAUCCUCCUGCUCAUCCACGCACGCAUCCGGUCGUGUGUUGAGACCGUCCAGCAGUAACAGCAGCGCUAGCAGUGAGAGCAGCGGCAGCAAGAAGGGCGAUAUCCUUCGGCCGGGAGGAGGUAAGACUUGUGGCGGCGGUGGACAUCGGUCACCCGGUGGUAGCACAUCGUCCUCGUCACCGGAUAGUGGUAGCAGUAGCGAUUUGAGUGAUCGUGACUCUGCGUCCACGGCGGCAGGACCCGAAACCGACGACCGCACGAUGUUUGGCGGGUGUGUGGGCUUUGGCCGCAACAGUGGCGGCGGUGGCAGCAGUGGAGGUGAGGACGGCACUGACAAGGGAUUACUACGACGAUCCAGCAGUGUCCGGGCGAAGGCUAGCAUGUUUGCCCAGCUGGAAAGCAAGCUGAAGGAGAACGAAAACCCACUGAGCCGGCCGAUCGUUCCCCGUCCAAGGCGAGCUCAAUUCACAACGCAGACGAUCUCGCCAACCGACAUCGAACGAAGCAAUAACGCGAUCAAUAGCGGACUUACCAGUGGCCAAUAUCGUGCAACUGCCGGCAACAUAUCCACGGUCCACCAACCGGCCCACCCAAUCAUGAACACGAUACCAACGAACAACAACAACGUAGUCUCGGACGACUCUGGCGCCGAGUUUGAUCCCUCGACACUGCAAGUAUCGAAGAAGGUCAAACUGUUUUCGGGCGAAUGUGUAACCGUGAAGGGAGAUGAAGCGGGCGACCAGAUGAUGACGGCAAUAGUGAACGGAAACGGCACCACCACCCCGGUCGGAGUGGUACGGCGGAAGAAAACACUACUAAAGGUGCGCACGAUCGGAAAGCUAGUGAUGCCAAAGUUUCUAAACGAUAGCAACAAUAACAUUUCCGUUCAGCAGCAGCAGCAGCAGCAGCAGCAGUACCAGGAGCAGCAAUAUAAAGAAAACGGAUGUACCAAUGGAACUGGGUCGGAGGGCGAAACAGAACUGCAGCAUAUCGUCCCGAAGGUGGAACGGAUACGAAAGAAGUUUAUGAGCUUCUCAUCAACGGCCAAGUAUUUCAACAGUACCGAAAACGGCACCCACAGCCCAUUGCAAGCAGUGAACGGAGAUGAAGCGAGCGAGGGUAGUGAUUCGAAUGUGGAUUCGGGCAAGGAGAACAACUACGACAGUGGGGUGGAAAACAUGAACGGAUCGGGUCGACCGCCGCAAGGCGGUGGCAGCUCGAAUGUGCUAGCGCUCAAGAGGAACUUCCUUAACACGCCAAACCGUGCCAAGUCGCAGCACAAGGAAAAGCUUCCCGUGUUGGAUGUUUCCACCGAGCUGGACGGUGUGGUGACGAAGGGGAAAGUAUCGCGCCUAGCAAACCAGUGGAAUCGGUUGCGCAUGACGCUCGAUGUGUCGUCGAUAUUGAAAGCACCGGGUGCCACCUUCGAUACACCCCCGUCACCAACCGGGCGUGCCGGAAAUGGGCUGCUAGCGGAACGUGAAUGUGAAAGCCUACCGGUUGCUUGCGAAACGGAGCGCUCAUACAUGCUGGAUUCGUCCCUGGAACGAUCCGUCUCGCAGACCAACAAUACGUCACUAUUUUCCCGCAGCUUUACGCGCAAAGCAAAUGGUAGUUCGAAGUUUGCGCUGGUAGAGGAUCGGUUUGCCAAAUACUUUGGCUGCAAGGCGAGUGGGCAAAGUGGAACGGCACCACAAAACACGACAGCCAAAUCGAUGAUAGUGACCAAUGGAUCAAUUCACGAACGCAACAUACCCACCGGCGAAUGUUUAAAUGGAGGUUUCUGCAAGCAACCGCGGCGACGUUCUCAGUCGAUGCCAAAGGAGUCGUUACUACUGGAACAGAGGCUCGAAACAUUGAUCAGCACGAUCGCUGCUGGAGGGAACAGUAACGUUGGCGAAAAAUGGAGUACCACCAUUCAGCCCGUGAACACUGUCGAAGAGUUGGACAUUACCACCGAAGAUCUAUCGCUGGCGGAUACGGAAUUCGAUAAGCUGUUUAUAGAGCAAAUGAGUCCACGCAAACCACCGACAGCGUUCCUGCCACCGAACGCACAGAAGCUUCCGUUCAUGGCGGAGCUGAAGGGUGGCAUACUGAAAUCGAAAUCGGGCUGUGUCGGACUGUUUCCGGCCGAUCUAAACUCGGAGCUGAAAUCGCGCCUCAAAAAGUCCACCCAUUCGGCUGUGAGCAAUCUGAAGAAAUCGACCACCGUUUCCACCAUCGAUGCGACGACACCGGGCAGCUACGGUGCGCCCGGUACGCGUCCGGGAUCGUCUUCCGAGUCGGAGGACGAUGACGACGACGACGAUGGUGUGGCACCGGGGAAAAAUCUUGCCAAAAUGCUGCGCAAUGUGUCCAACACGGCUAACAGUGGCAGCGGCAGUAUGCCACCGUCCUACAUACCGUUGCCGGUACCGUUCCCGCGCUCGUUCACCAGCAACGAAACCGAAUCUCAACCGCUCAACCGGGAGCUACAAUCGAUCAACAAGAAUCCAGCCGUCGCAAGGCGCCGUCGUCAGAACGAGGGGUACAAGCAGCAACAGUUGAUUAAAAGCAAAAGCCAAUCCGAGCUUGCCACCUUCAUACCGGCGUCGGCAAUCAUCUAUCACAACACGGCAAAUGUACCAUCGCCAGGAUUGACGCACGGUGGUAACAGCAGCAACGACAGUAGUAAUGCACCCGCCCUCGGUGGCAUUGCACCACCACCAGCAACACUAGCGACGACGACACCACUCGGCAGCGCACCAUCCUCCUUGCCGGCGACCUACUAUCACGAGCAAAACAACAACCAUCACAGCUUCGGGCACGGUUCCGGCCAGCAGGAGAACGAAGAUUUUCGCUUCCCAGCGUUCGGUGCGUUGCGCCGGUGUUUGACCGAGGAAAUGCGCCCGGACCAGGACGGUGCGAUGGUGAAGAGUGUCUCCAUCGCCGAACGGCUGGCGGCACUGAAGAAAAGCGGUGAGGACGAUUGGCGCAAGCGCGUCUCCAAGAAGGAUGUGCCCGACGAUGUGCGGCGGGAAAACCUUGUCAAUAAUGCACUCAUCGUUGCCAAGUCCCACGAGAGCCCAGUGAAGAACAACUCACCGCGACCGUUCAGUCGGCCGGCGGACCUGGAGGGUGGAAACAUAUCCGACCGGUUGGGUAAGAUCAAAACGUCGUCGGAAAAUUGGAAAAAUCGUAUCGAACUAUCCGAUGCGACCAACUUCACCGUUGCGGGCCGUAUGGCCGCAACGAAAUCACCCAAGCUACCGUUCAUCAAGUCGGACACGAAGCAAUCACCCGCCAUGAAUGUGUUCCGCAGCGUUAAUCCACCGCUGCUCGGGCUCGCGAAAAGUCCCUCGAUGAUGGUGUCCUCGGUGGUCACGUCGUCGACCGUGUACGGCCAACCGCCGCAGCAGCACCAGCCGCCAGCGGCACCAACGUACGGUUCCCGACCUACCAGUGUACCGGCACAACAAUUUUCUAGUCCCUCGCCGGCCAUGUUGCAGCAACAGAGCCACCAGCACCAGCACCGCGUCGUCGAAAGUCUCAUGAAGCGGAGCAUAAGCGUGCCGGGUGUACCGACCGGUGAUCUCAAGACGCAUGCCACCGGCUCGAAGGUGUCCAUUCCGAAGCUGGAUGACGAAAGCUUUGGUUCGUUCUUCGGUAAGGUCACCACACCGAACGGCGCCGGUCCGUUGGGUGCCGGUUACUCCGGUACGCUACUGGCCACCACCGGCACCAUCAGCAGCAGCAGCAGCAUCAGCAGUACGCUGAACAGCAGCACGGCAGAGGUAACGAUCGGCGAUCUCGACACACUCAAGACUACCGGCGAGAAGCUGUCGCACAAGAAGGUGGUCCAGGGCCCGCGGGGUCGGCGUGCCAUGUCGCGAAACCCGCUCAAAACGCUCGCCGCCCGUGACGACCUGCAGACGGAGUACACCGAAAUAAAGACAGGUAUCGCCGACAAGGAGAUGCGAAGACUUAAACUAGAAGCAAUUGCCAAAAGUAGCAAUCUGGCCGUAGAAGCGCUAGCCGGCUUAGCGUCCGUUGAAGAUUUCAAAUCGGUCAGUCUCAAGUCUAGCACGCUGCCGCUGAAUCAGUCGUUUGUCCCGUACAAACCGCUGAUGUUGCUGCAGGUGAAGGGUCGUCGGCAUGCGCAGACGCGCCUGGUCGAGCCGGUGGCCCGCUCGGUGAAUCGGGGCGAUUGCUUCAUCCUCGUCACGGCCGACCGGCUGUACGCCUUUUUCGGCCAGUACGCGAACGUGAUCGAGCGGUCGCGGUGCAAGGAAAUCUGCGAACAGAUCGUGCGCGACAAGGAUCUCGGGUGCGGGGCAACGGCGGUAACGCUGCUGGGCGACGGCGGGAGCAGCGGGGCGGGCAGACAGGCGCGCGAAUUCUGGCAACUGCUCGGGCGCGGCCAGGAAGAUGAGGGAGCGGAAGUGUGCGAUUCGGGGCACGCCGACGAGGACGAGCUGUUCGAGUCGUGCCUGAUCGAGACGAACAUGGUGUACGAGUACGGGGAUGAUGCGCUGGUACCGGUGGAAGAGUACUGGGGUGCGAUACCGAAGAUAGCGAUGUUGGAUCCGCGCAAGGUGCUGGUGUUCGAUUUCGGCUCGGAGCUGUACGUGUGGAGCGGCAAGAAUGCUCCGUCGGAGGGUAAGCGGGCGGCACUGCGGCUGGCGCAGGAGAUGUACGGCGCGGGGUACAGUUACGAGGACUGUCAGCUGAAUCCGCUCAACUUUGCUGAACUGGCCGGCGAUCGGCAGCGGGACGCGAGACGCUUGUCGAAGAUGGGCAACAGUCGACCGGAAUGGGCACUGAUCGCGCGCGUUACCCAGCACAUGGAGACGGUACUGUUCCGCGAGAAGUUCCUCGAUUGGCCGGACGUGACGGUACACUUCCGGGAGGAGUACACGCACGGUGCCGGUGAUGGAACGAGUCCGAUCGGUGCCGACAUUAAGCCGCUGGACGGCAACCAACUGUACCGGGGGAACGAACCCUACCAGGAACCGAACCUGGUGCUGGAGAACUCCAACCUCGGGCGGGGCGAUUUCUACUACGACCACGACUCGAUGCGACACUUCGACGUGCGCACCACCUCCGUGACGCAGUGGGAAAUCGACGAGUACGAGUACAAGGAGAUCGACGGUACGUCGCGUGGGCAUUUUUACGCGGACGAAAGCUACACCGUGCGCUGGAUGUAUCAGAUCAGCGUGACGGUGCGUGAGCUAAGCGGCAAGGUGUCGAACCGUAGCACCGUCGUUGGCCGGGACCGGUGCGCUUACUUCUGCUGGCACGGCAAGGAUGCGUCCGCUAAUGAGAAGGGUGCGGCGGCCCUGCUGACGGUCGAGCUGGACAAGGAGAAGGGUGCGCAGGUGCGGGUAGCCCAGGGCCAAGAGACGGCCGCGUUCGUGCGCCUGUUUGAGGUUAUGUUCAUUCACCGCAGCAAGCGGGUGCCGAAGAACGCCUGGCGUCUGUACAUGAUCACGGGCAACUGUCCGGAGGAGACGAUGUGCACCGAGGUGGAGGGUUGCAGUAUGCGUCAAUUGCGCUCUCGGGCCACAAUGCUGCUGGUGCACGGUGAACGGGGACGCGUGCUGCUCUGGCAGGGCUGUAAAGCACUACCGCACGCCCGGGAAGUGGCCGCCAAUGUGUUGCGUGUCGUGCUCGACCAAAAGUGUCCGGAGCUGUUCGAUGAAACGCUAUCGAACCUAUCGUCCGCCGUGGUCGAUGAAGGUCACGAGACAACCGAAUUUUUCGACGCGGUUGGUGGACAAAAUCGUCACCAUUAUCACAGUUUGCUCGGUUCCGAGCAGGGUUACGACUUUACGCCACGCAUCUUCCAUCUAACGAGCAUCAACAAUGGUAACUUCGAGGCGACGGAACUGCACUGUGCGUUGCGCACGAAAGAUCGCCCGACGGCGUAUCCGUUCCGGCAGGAGGAUCUCUACACCGCCCGCCAGCCGACGAUCUUCCUCAUCGACAAUGGACACGUACUGUGGCUGUGGCAGGGUUGGUGGCCGAAUGGUGACGAGACGGGUAGCGAUAGUGGUAGCGGUGGUGAAACGUACCACAGCAGCUUUGAUAGUAACCGGUCGGGUGAGAACCGGUGGCAGGUGGAGCGACGUGUCGCGAUGGAAACGGCCGUCUCAUACUGGAAGGCAAAGCAGCAGAAGCAGCAGAAUAACGGGCACGACGAGGCGCGUGUGGUCAACGGGAAUGGGGACGAUGCCGCCCGUCUAACCUCAACCACAGUCACGGAUGAGAAUGGGAAUGAUGAGGGUAUCGAUGAGGUUGAUGCGAAACCGUACGCUGCGCCGGUUUCUGCGGUGCAGGAAAAACAGCACCCGGAAGAACUAGUCACCAAUGAUAAUGUGAAUGGAUUCGUCGUAUGGGCCGGUCUGGAACCGCUCGAAUUCAUUGCCAUGUUCCCGGAGUGGACCGAACGGGACGAUGUAGCAGAAAUUAAUGUGCAGGAUGGUCGUAAAUCGACACCGCAACCAAUAUACGACAGUCUGUCGCUGCUGUCCCGCAAGGAGUACCCGUUGGCCGUGCUGCUCGAACGGCCACUGCCGGAAGGUGUCGACCCGACCCGGCUCGAGCUGUACCUGCACGAGCAGGACUAUCCGGAAGCGGUCGGUCUCACCAAAUCCGAGUACGAUCAGCUGCCCGCCUGGAAGCAGACGAAGCUGAAGAAGGAACGUGGUCUAUUCUAGAAGGCGCAACGUUAAUGUCAAUGUCCUCGUCUAAAGCCAUAGAGAAGAACGAACCGAGGGUAGGGCAUAUGUAUGUGUUUGUUUUGAAUAGGAGAUUAGAAAUUUGUUAGGUCAGCGAUGUUCCCAACUUCUAUUUUCCUUCCCGUACAGCCUGUGUAGGGCUGCUGCUGUGUGCUAUGAUAUUAUUACAAUUUGCGCGUGUCGAACCUUUCCCAGCAGGGAGAACAUUUGGAAUUCGUUCAGUUUUUGGGAUUUUCAAGCAGCAAAGCGCAACCACAAAUGAGCAAGCGGUUCAACAAGAUAUAUCAAUCAAGUUUUGUUAGCAUUAGCCACCGUCUGUUCCGUAUUUUUUUUUAUUUAAUUGAUACCCGUUUAAAAUGUAUACCUACGUUUUGUGUGUUUUAUUUUUAUGAGCGCGACAACAAAACAAAAAAAAAAAGUCACAGGUGUGUUGUUGACACGAGAUAGCAAGAGACGUGGCUACUAGUUCAUUUACAGUUGUGUUCGUUUUACUAUUUUCUUUAAUAAUUUAAUAUAUAAAUCGUUUAUCUUAUCCGCCCGUCUAGCAACAAACACGGGCCUGUUUCACUCAUUAUAAAAACGCAAAGCGGCAAAGAAAGACUCGUGACUGUAUUUGGUUGGGUGGUGUAUGCGAAUGGAUAAUUUUGUUUUGUUCUCUCGCUUCUCCCAUUUGCAAUACACUCAACGCGCGUUUUGUCCUUUGUCGCGGUCAUCGCUGUAGAUAUGUUUCUCAUCUCAUUUAUCGUUAGAUUUUGCACCAGCUCUUUAUUUGUUGUUAGGUUUUUGUUUGUGCGUUGUUGCGUUCAACUGCGUUUCACCUGCUAGUUUACCCGUACCACAUGUAAAGUGUUCUGUUGUUGCGGUUUUUGACUCGGUGGUGCUUUUAGUUUGUUGUGCGAGUUGCUAACGACGACCUCCUUACCUUAUUUAUGACACGAAAGCGAAACACGAACCCAUGUUUGUUGUAUAGAGGAACAAGGAUGGAUUUCUUACGGAUAGCCCACGAGGGAAGGAAUCGAUGCAGGGAAACAGGGAAUUACAAUGCAAGUACUUAAUACGAUCACCAAGAAGGUGUCCAAAAAAUGUUAAGGUAGGGUGGAUGGGAUAGAGUUCCUCUUCUCAUCACCCAAGGGUACAUUAAAAUUUGGAAUAGAAUCCGCGCGCAGUAAUCAUAAUCCGUGUAUACUCUUUGUAGUUAACCGACUGCUAAGUAUGGACAGCGUCUUUACUAUAUGUAUUGAUAUUGAUUUGUUUUCCUUUUCCCCACUUUUGCGUUAGAAGCAAGUAUACAACACUGGGAACGAAAAACAAAAACCUUAAAGAAGAUUUCAUUAAUGGGCAAACAGCAAGAAACAGCUAGUAACUGGUGCGUGCGAAUGUGAAUUUUGUAGUGUGUAAUGGAAGGGAAAAAGAGAAGAAGUGUGAAGAAGAUGGAAGAAACCCAACAUAUAUACAAGUACGUUUAUAUAACUUAUACAAAACAAGAAGAAAAAAAGCAUUAAGUAAAACGAUGGUAAACAGAUAGAAACACGCGGUCACAGUCAUAUUACAUGUAAAACACGUAUGUAGAACGAAUACGCUAAAGAAUGAUGUUUGUGUGUUGUGUGUGCGUGUGGAAGCAAGCAGUUAUUUGUUUUAUUUGUGGUCCUUCAAAUACAAAACAAUCGAAAUCAACGCUUGCUCUGAUGCUGAAGGCAACAGCAUAAGGUGCGCCUGUUGUUGGGAGCAACAGAGAGCCGAUACAAACACACAAAGUAGGCGGUGGUAGGAAUGCUAGGAAAGGACAUUCAUAGCUGACUGCGAUUGCAUGUUUGUUUGCGAUUCCCGCUUAACCACGAUCAAAAGGGUCAUGAACACUACGCGUGUGUAAAAUAGAGAACCGUGCUUUUUUGUACUGAUUUUGACCCAUCCCAAAGGUGUACUGUCGUGUACCCAAGCGAGAUUUUGUCAACCACGGACACCACCAACAAAAUCACACAAUUCGCUCGCCCCGUAAAGGAAUAUAAGGAUGUAGCAGUAGCAAGCGGUGUAAUGGAAAUGUGUGGUGCAAUACGCAGCGAAAAUGUAAAGCCAAAUAAAAACAAACAAAAACAUGUGAGAGAAAAGUGU